GACGGUGUACACUCGUGUCACGUCACAGCACGUAUGACCGAAGACAAGCACGGGCCGAGUCCAAACUGCUAACCUAACACUUUGGAUUAAACAUUCAGCGUACCUGUGGUUACUCAGUUUGAUCUUUUUUUUUUUUUAAAGGGAGCAUUACUCCACUUCCGCUUUCGCUUUGAAAGCGAGGUGUGUCCCUGGAAGCCGCUCGCGCCACACCCCUCGUGCGUUGUUGUUGUUGUUUUCAUUAAGCGUCGCGCGGCUGGCGGCUGUGGUGGCUCGCGCUACAGUAUCGUCCCCUGGUUUGUUGGCUCGCCGCGCGCAUGCAGCAGAAUGGCUCGAGCGGUUCUAACGGUUCGGACGGCUGCAGCAGGGACCGUCAGUCUCUGUCCUUCAGCCCGCUGCCCGCCGCUACUACACGGGUAAGGAGGUUCAUUCAGGAGAGACGGACGCUGCCUCUACCCAGAGUGAUGGUGGUAUUCUCGGCCGCAGGUGACACCGAGAAACCGGGCGAUGCCAUGUCCAGCUCGGACUCUGCGGAGGACGAGUUCCGAAAGCCGGCCUCCCCAGCACCGAACUUCACCCUGAGCAAGCCGCUCCGCUCCGCGCUGAGCACACAGGAGCAGGAGUUUCCAGAGGUCAUCUCUCUGAACGUCGGGGGCACGUACUUCACCACUCGGCUGUCCACGCUGCGACGAUUCGAGGACACCAUGUUGGCCGCCAUGUUCAGCGGGCGUCAUUACAUCCCUCGCGAUGCCGAGGGACGCUACUUCAUCGAUCGAGAUGGGACAUAUUUUGGGGACAUCUUAAACUUCCUCCGUGAAGGUGAGCUUCCUCACAGGGACCGAGUGCGAGCAGUGCACAGAGAGGCUCAGUAUUACUCCAUCGGCCCGCUGCUGGACAGCCUGGAGGACACUCAGCCGCUCACAGGGGAGAAAGUUCGGCAAGCUUUCCUGGAUCUGCUGCCCUACUACAAAGAGAAUCUGGAGCGUAUUGUGGAGAUUGCCAAACUGAGGGCCAUGCAGAAAAAAGCACGAUUUGCCAAGUUGAAGAUCUGCGUCUACAAGGAGGAGAUGCCUAUCACGCCGUACGAGCGCCCUCUCUUUAACUCUCUGCGUUUCGAGCGUUCGGACAGUGAGGCCAAACUCUUUGAGCACCAUUGCGAGGUAGACGUUUCUUUCGGACCUUGGGAGGCGGUGGCAGACGUUUACGACCUGCUACAUUGCAUCGUCAGUGACCUGGCCGAGCGCGGCAUCACCGCCGAGCAGCAGUGCAUCGGCGUCUGUGACAAGCACCUUAUCAAUCAUUACUAUUGCAAGAGGCCCAUCUAUGAGUUUAAGAUCACAUGGUGGUGAAAAGCUGAAGGGACACUAGUCAUGGCUGAGUGGACCAAAAAGCAAAAAGGAUGGAUGUUCCAUUUUUACUACAACUUGGCCGAUAUUGGUUUUUGUACUGAAGUUGCCAAUAUUUUGUGCUGAUGUCUUAAAACGCGACCCUUUAAAUCAUACUCAUGUUUUCCCAACAUGUUUUACUUUCCUUUCAUGUCACACACACAAGCAAACAAAUUAAAUACGGACACGCUGCACAUAAAUCCAGGCCAAUGAAAAACACUACGUUUACUUUAAAGAGUAAUGAAACACCCCUGGAAAAUCCUGACUUUGCUGACCUCCAGUGGUUUCACUUCUCAUCUUGAUGCAGUGCUGGUAGGUGUGGUUACAGGUGCAGCAAAAGACACGUGUGACCACACCCAUCAGUUAUGAAGAAGAGGUGAAACAGGCCUAAAUAUUUCAGCACCUGAGUUACUAUUUGAAAGGUUUAUCAAAGGUCUACUCUCAAAUGACGGCCCAUUUCAGCGAUGUCUGUCAGUUAAGAGACUUCACCGGGUGUCUUCACUUGAUGUGUUAAGGCUAAGUACUGUUUGUGUGAAAUAUAAGAUGUCAGAGCCCGGUAUACCGUCACUGUAGUCCAAGUUGAAGAAAAAACAAAGAUCACAAAAAGAAAAUGAUGUUGUAGCUGUGAUUGCAAAACAGUUUUAACCAAUACAGACGUCUACACAGGACACUUGAAGUGAGAUUAUGUCGCCAAACAGCAGCCACUGUAGCCAUAAAUAACAAAAAAUAGAUAAUGGCAAAUACUUAAAUGUAGUAUAACAAUAGCACAAGUAGAGAAGAGUCGUUAGUGAAUUGGCUAAGUAAUGUCUCUAAGUACUAUGUAUAUAAUGUUAGCUAACAUUAGCCAGUUUAAGAUACUUGUCAAACCUUCCAAACUCGUUGGUAUAUUGAAUUAAACUAUCGUGUAAAUGAGCUUUUAAUUUGUAAUAGACAGGAUGUGGCAUUUCCUGUUUUUAGAGUUACAUUAACCAUGUUUCCAUUAAUGUAUUUUGAGGUAUCACAUCAGAAAAGAUUAAUGGAAAUGGCAGAAUUCGAAAAAAAAAAAAAAAACCUACCUCAAUUUAAAAAAAAAAAAAAAAAGAGCUUGUUUGAUGUGAUUUUUUGCCUUUUUGAAGGCUCUUAAUGGGUUCUGACGUUGUGAACAUUUAACUCAUCACGUUAAUAGAUGAAACAAACAGAAAUGUCAUAUUUACGUCCUGCUUAUCUGCUUUCAUUUUUCAUCAGCUGAGGUUCGACUGGCGCUCUUUUAAUUAUGGCACCAUGUUGCACCCUCCUCUUCUGGUUUGGUACCACCUACUGCAUAACUCCUAAUAUUCAAAAUACGGUAAAAAAUUUUAAUACAUUUGGAUGGAAACGGCUAUAGUCGUGCUUUAAGGCAAAUAACCUCAACACAAAGUGUCUUUUUAGGCCUCAAAUCUGUUCUCUUCCAACUUGAAUGUGAAACUACAGUGACUGAAAGCAAAAAAAACAAAAACAAAGUGUGUGAUGAUGUGUGUCAGAAGUGGGUGACAUUACCAAAUUAUCAUUUAAAAGCCAAGUCUGUCAUUGUUUUGUUAUAUUUUAAAUGUAUGAUGUAUUAUUUAUUUUAUUAUUUACUACAUUGACUGAUUUAUCAGUGCAACUGUAGCUUUUCCCUGAUCUGGAUUGAUAUGUCACAUCACAUUUCCAGAAAUCACAUUUAAAGAAAUGAUCUUGUAGUAAAUAUUGAAUAUUGUAAGUAAGCAAGCUAAAGUCAUAUCUGUAUUUUUUAGGACUAAGUUUUGUUUCAGGAUGUAGAAUAACUGUGUGCCUGUUCCUUUUGGAUAACAGAGUAUAUUUUAAUUAUGCAACCUCCUGAGGAGUGUGUUUUUAAAGAUUUGAAAGAGUUUGGGUGGUAUUCGUUUAGUCAGUUUACAUUUUAUUUGGUUACUUUAUGUCAGGAGAUCACUCAGUUGUAGGUCACUGAAAGUAGCCAAAUUUGUUGCACACUAAUGCAAAUUUGCAGAUUUGACAGAGAGAAUCUUCUAUUGAAUCAAACAACUUCAAUAAAUAUUCUAUUUAACUUCCAUUUAACAUCAUGAACUUCACUUAAGCUUCAAUAUAGAAAGUCAGAGCUAAGCUACAUGUUAACUCCUACUGUACUUGAUAAAGUUUGAGCACCUUGUGAUUGUAACCAAUAUAUAUUUUUUUUUACCUCAAGUGAAAGUAUGUGACAAAGUCCAUAGUUAUAAAGGAUAGAAAGCAGCAGCGCCGACAUCAGCUCAUUUAUCUUCACUAAGAAAGAUGACAUGCUUAUUUUGUUGUUGUACUUUUGACAGAUAAUGCAGGAGAGAGGCUACGUUCUUCCUUUGGAGCAUACAUUUUUUUGAUUUACACUGUUAUGUUUGCAAUGUUUUGAAUGUUUUUAUAUCGUUAUCUAUUUCUGUUAGCUUCUAGGAAGCUCUAGUUCUAUAUUUGGGUUUGUUUGUAGUGAAAAAGAGACGUGUCAUUUGUAUUAUUUAUGGUAAAAUUAAAAACAACUGUUAAAUGC
This is a messenger RNA of Larimichthys crocea (large yellow croaker), 3891 nucleotides long. RefSeq names its product potassium channel tetramerization domain containing 7 (gene kctd7). Gene Ontology annotation, molecular function: protein binding. The record is from RefSeq and is a predicted model, not a curated record. Gene Ontology annotation, biological process: positive regulation of transporter activity; protein homooligomerization; membrane hyperpolarization. Bases 315 to 1346 code for a protein of 343 amino acids. Gene Ontology annotation, cellular component: plasma membrane. NCBI's taxonomy places the organism in Eukaryota, Metazoa, Chordata, Actinopteri, Sciaenidae. The transcript is spliced from 4 exons.